AUGGAGGAAACUAUUGCAUAUCUUAACUUAUCACCACUCCACGUCGAUGGCCUUCACAAGCGUCUUGACAGCAUACAAAAAAUGGCAUCUCUCAUUAUCGAAGCAGAGCGCACAUUUGGCAAGUAUGUUGAAGUUGGCAAACAAUUAUGUGGUAUCAUGCACAAGCUUUCAGUCAGCUUCACCAAUUUCGGUAAUAUAGAAGGCGAUCCUAAUAUUGUUUCAAUAGUUGAAUUACUCAAUAGCUUUUCGGAAACAAUGAAUACACAUUAUGAUAUGAUUUCAACCGCUGUAAUUUCACCGCUGACUCAGUUUAUAAAUAACGAUGUCAAAAACGCCGAACAGCUCGGAAAGCAAGCCGAAAAAAUGUAUGAUAAUUAUCAUUCAACAUUUGAAAAGUAUGUAUCCCUUUCCAAAAAGAAGACAUCGGAUACAGAGAUCGAAGAAUUCGACAUGAAGCUCAUGCAGUCCCACGGAAGAGCCGUUUUUGCUGAUUUCCAGCUUUCUCGUCAAUUAGAACUUGUCGAGCGUAAGAAGAACGUCGAAGUUUUGACAGAAUUCAUUGCUUUCCUUAACAUGCUCGGCACGACCUACGAGCAAUGCGCAGAUUUCUUCAAAGGAGCCAAAGACCAUUUCAAUACAAUCCGCCAAGCCCUUCCAGUUUCUACAGCCGAGAUCGACGUUUACGACAAGAACACAGCAAUCAUCCGUAAAUCAAUCGAAAGCUACUAUCAGCUUUACUGGCGUAGAAUUAGACUUGAAUUCCCAGGUACUAACUCCCUCAUCCACGAAGGUUAUCUCUGGAAGAAGGGCUCCGGAAUUACGAAAUCCUGGCAGCGCCGUUAUUUCGUUUGCCGCAAUUACAAAUUAUACUAUUUCCAUAACGCGGAAGACUCCAAAGAGCAGCUCGGCCAAUUGCCUCUACUCCUCACGUCAACAAAGUCAAUCAACGAUCCAGAUCGCCGCAACUGUUUCACAAUUAUUUCUCGCGAUAAGACUUACACCUUACAAGCUCUUACAGACUGGGAUAUGAAGGAAUGGAUGUCUGUUAUCAACAACAACAUCCAAUACCUUCUUGACCACUCCGAUGCCGUCAAUACUCAACUACCUCAAGCUACAUCCACAGAAAGCGACAACCAGAUGGUCCAGAAGCUUAUGCGUGACCAGGUUUGCGCAGACUGUGGCGCUCACAACCCAUCAUGGUGCUGCAUCAACUGGGGAACUUGCAUUUGCAUCAAUUGCUCCGGUUUCCAUCGCGCUCUUACAUCCGAUAUCUCCAAGGUCAGAUCCCUCACUCUCGACCACCUUGACGACACAACUCUCAAGGUUUUGAUUGUUAUCGGAAACGCAAAUGCCAACAAAAUCCUCCAGCCAAAUGUCGGACCAAGGCAAAUCACCGACCAAGCGACCAAAGAUGAACGUGAGCGUUUCAUCAAAGACAAGUAUGUCAACAAGUCAUUCCUUGCUCCACCACGUAAGAUCGACUACAAAGAAGCGAUCAGAAUGAACGACAUCAACACCGUUUUCGAGGCAAUUUGCUAUGGAUUACUUCGCAACGAAAAGACAGGUUAUGGUGCAAUGCAUAUUGCAGGAUCUUGUGCUUCCGCCGAAGUAUCACAGCUCGUUGUCUUGAACACUCCUAACAUCGAUGUCUUGGACCAGGGUGGAUGGUCAGGACUCUCCUACGCAGCGUAUUAUGAUAACGCAGAAGCAGCGGAAGUAUUCCUUGCAGCUGGUUGCAAUCCAAAUGUAAACGAGGACACACAUCCUUACAAGAUCGCAAUUCUAAGCGGAAAGAGAACAAUUGCGGCACUUUUCUUGCCUUACUGGAAUCACGGCGAAAUAGAAGACAACGGAGCUCAUGACAUCAAACCGCCUGUCGAACUCAAUAUGUCUGGUGUGGCUAAGACUCAUAUUAAGAUGCCAAGAAGAACAACAACAAUUUCUUUGCUCAGCGCAAUGAAGUAA
Trichomonas vaginalis G3 is the source of this 1965-nucleotide messenger RNA. RefSeq names its product GTPase activator protein. The transcript has a single exon. The record is from RefSeq and is a predicted model, not a curated record. Bases 1 to 1965 code for a protein of 654 amino acids. Gene Ontology annotation, cellular component: cytoplasm. Gene Ontology annotation, molecular function: protein binding; GTPase activator activity. Lineage: Eukaryota; Parabasalia; Trichomonadida; Trichomonadidae.